Molecule: messenger RNA, 1980 nt
Organism: Medioppia subpectinata
Lineage: Eukaryota; Metazoa; Arthropoda; Arachnida; Sarcoptiformes; Oppiidae
Source: the annotation of a GenBank genome assembly
AUGAACAACCAGAAUAUACCCCCGGGUUGUAUAGUGUGCGCCUGGUGUGCAAAGGUCGGCAUGAAGUUGUUUACGCUCCGGACGGCCAACGGCUGUAAAGCUUUUUGCAGUGAAUUAUGUUUUACACAAUGCAGAAGAGCGUCGUUUAAGAAGAAUAAGAUCUGCGAUUGGUGUAAACAUGUUAGACAUACCGUUAAUUACGUGGACUUUCAAGACGGCGAACAGCAGUUGCAGUUCUGUAGCAAUAAAUGCUUAAAUCAGUACAAAAUGAAUAUAUUCUGCAAUGAGGCCAAAGCGCACCUCCAUCUCAGUCCCACUCUCAUGAAGGACUCGACCACCAAAGCCACGCCCGUGUCGUCCACCAAAAACACAUCAAAUCUAAUUACACCCGAACUGUGGCUCAACAACACGAAGAAUGGCGAGAAUGACGGCAAUUCUGUCCACAGUUUUAUGGACAGCUCGGACUCGGAUCUGGAACUAGAGUUAGACGACUCGCAACCAAUGAACGCAUUGCCCCUAAAGCGCCGUUUCUCUGAGUUAUCCAAAGAAAGUAAUGAAACACCGAAAGACGAUAAGUCGCUCAGAGAUAAGUCACCCAAAGAGUCAAAACGUACCAAACAUUUACACAAAUCGUCGGGCAGUAGUCGUCACACACCCAGUGCUAAACACACCAGACAUUCAAACCCGGAAUUGCUUCAGAAAAGCGAGUGGCCGUCGAAGGAGUCAUCGACGGACAAGUUGUCGCCAAACUAUCAUCACUCGCCCACAUAUCGACCGAACCCCAGACCGCACUCACCGGCGCCGCCAGUGGUUCCCGCGCCGGUGUCAUCGAUACGGACCUCAAUGGUCGCCAACAAUCACAACAUUCCCCAACUGUUGAGUCAAUCUGUGGCCACUCCUAACAACAGAUCCGGUGCUUCACUCACUCCUAUGUUACCAAAUGGCUCUCCCACUGGGCAUCUGUUUCCGCGAUUGCCCGGCAGUAUAGCCAGAGGUGACCAUCAAAUCCGCGCCCCUCUCAUGCCUACGCCUGGGUUCGGGGCUCGAGUGCCGCCACCGAUGCCUCACAACAUGUUUGGCGCACAGAUGGAAAUGUUGCUCCGAAUGCAGUCCAGUUUUGCUGGUUUGCGGCCCCCUUUGCCGCCCUUUCUGCCGCCACACCCGCCCCCAAACGCCCAUUCCUUUCCAGGUUUGUCCCAUUUUAAUGGUUUACUUCCGCCGACCGGAGGGCCACUAUUGCCGCCGUCGUAUCAAAUCAAUGGCCCUCAAUUGCCCGCACAGAUGUUUCCCAACUGUUCACUAUUGCCUCCCAUGACUAUUAUGGUUCCCUAUCCGGUGCCGCUUCCAAUACCAAUCCCAAUACCGAUUCCAUUACUGUUUCCAAUCGACAAGAAUUCAAAAACGGAUAAUACUAAUCAAAAUCAUGAUAACAGUAAACAUUGUAAUAAUCAUAACAACAAUCAGACGAAUAUAAGCUCAAGCAAUGACGUGACCACCACUUCGCACAACUCUAAUAAAGGGGUUCUCGCGGGCACUAUCGGUGCGAACGUGUGUCCCAUUAGUACUGCCAGUAAAGUAGAGUCUGUUAUCUCUAAACUGGUUGAGAGGAAGACUAAAGCCAUUAACAAUACGAAUAAUAAUAACAUUAAUGAAAAUAAUAUCAUUAAAAGUAAGCAGAAGAGUGCGAACUCAAUGCGAAGAACCGAUGACAACAACAGUAGUCAAGAAAGUGAGGAACAGAUGAGUGAUAGCAGUGACGAUGGUGUCGGAGAAGAGGUGCCACAAAAUUUGGUACUUUCUCGCGAUAAUCACAGGCCGUCCGCCGGCCGUCCCUUCAGUCCCACCAUUACUAACAAUGGAUAUCAUUUACAAUAAUAUAAGAUAAUUGUCGGAAAACAGCCCAUAAAACAGGAAAACAUCCAUUUAUUCAAAUUAUAAGCGCUUUAUUAAUAUAUUUAUUUUAUGUAAUUUACUGCUAGA